AUGGUUUUGUACGCAGCUACAGGCCCGUCUUCAAACGACACUGUCGCUGCCUGGGCAAUGACAUGCGCGAGUUGGCCCGAUGGCCGCCCAGCAAUGGCCGUCAUGAAGUUUGCCCCUGAACACAUUCCAGCGAAGCAGCCUUUUGUGCGAAUCGCCGCACAUGAGAUAGCGCACGCACUCGGUUUCCACGACACCAUGUUUAAUGGACGCACAAUGUUGACCGUUGUGUCCAAGCUGCGAGGGAAAGCAACUGUCACGGUACUGACGUCUCCUUUGGCAGUUGAAAAAGCAAAGGAGCACUACAACUGCACAAGAGCCAUUGGCAUUGAACUGGAAGAUGAGGGUGAAACGGGGACAGCAGUGAUGCACUUUGAGCGGCGUAACGCAAGGGACGAGUUGAUGAGCCCAAUUGUAAGCACUGGCUAUUACACCGCACUGACGAUGGCUGUUUUUGAAGACACGGGUCACUAUCGCGCUAAUUGGGGGAUGGAGGAGCCGAUGAGUUGGGGUAGGGACGCCGGCUGUGAGUUCCUGGAGGAGAAGUGCGUCAAGGACGGUCACACGAAGUAUCCUGAUAUGUUCUGCACCGACGAGAAUCCUAAACUACUGCUCUGUACGCCUGACCGUCUCUCCUUGGGAGUUUGUAACGUGACAAAGUAUCCGGCCCCCGUGGAGGCGCAGUAUAGGUACUUUAACGAUGAAUUGAAGAGUGGCCCAGACGAUUGGCUGAUGGACUACUGUCCAAUAAUUCUGCGGCCUGGGGAGGCAUACUGGUGUGCUACUGGUGAUCAGAAUACGGUGCCGUCCAGCCGCUUCGGCGUGGAUUCAAUGUGUCUGAGAGGGGAAUCUUUGGUGAUGGACAAGAAGCCCGCCGGCGACGUGUGUGCACAGGUGCGGUGCCACAACAACAGGACUGUGGAGGUGCGGUACGCUGGUGACGAUGACUGGCACCCGUGCGCUGAGGGCAACAAGCUCAAGCCAACGAAGACGUUCACAGAAGGUUUUAUCGUGUGCCCAGAGUACGAUGAGGUGUGCACCAUCGCCCCUGACGGCAGCAGUCGUAUUACCAAAAGUAGUCGCCGAAAGGCAAGAAAAGAUGAAGGCACCGGCAGUUCGAAGGCGGGAGACGGUGCCACUGACAGCGAAAAAGCCAAUGUUGCCGAUGGCAGUGAUGUGGAUGUUGCUGCGACACAAAACCAAGGUCUCAUUGCCACUGUGAACGCAAUGGGACUGACCGACGCUGAUGGUAGUGAACAGGCAUUAUCGAGUGAUGGAGAUUCCACCGGCCAUCCACCAGAGUCGACCAGUGCCAGUGCCGGUGCCGGCAAUGUGCAUGCGAAGCAGAACAUCGAUGGCAGUGUAGAUGGGGGUGGCACUGGACAUACCGAAGAGGAAGAAAAGAGUGGUGGUCAUGCCUCGCCGCUAAUCGAUAUGUCAGUUGGCCAGAAUGUGUCCUUUGAGGACUUUGUUGUGGGAGAAAUCCCUGGUGGGAGGAGGGGCACCUCGGACAGCAGUACUUCCACUGUUCUCGUGCUGCCACUUCUGCUUCUGUUUGGUAUCACUUCAGCGGUAAUGGUCCCCUAA
Trypanosoma grayi is the source of this 1584-nucleotide messenger RNA. RefSeq names its product putative surface protease GP63, putative,metallopeptidase. Lineage: Eukaryota; Euglenozoa; Kinetoplastea; Trypanosomatida; Trypanosomatidae. Gene Ontology annotation, cellular component: cytoplasm; membrane. Bases 1 to 1584 code for a protein of 527 amino acids. The transcript has a single exon. The record is from RefSeq and is a predicted model, not a curated record. Gene Ontology annotation, biological process: proteolysis; cell adhesion. Gene Ontology annotation, molecular function: metalloendopeptidase activity.